AAGCGAGCAGCAGAACAUGCCAGAGCCAGACAGAGGCUAGACGCGUUCGGGCCCGGUCCACAGCAGGCGGUCGACCAAAACUACCACCUUUCGACCACUCUAGGACAGUUUCUACCAUGUCCAGACCAUUGUGAACCUGCCGUAGAAUUCCUUAGUGCACUGCCAUGGCCCACAGCACCAUGAACGGCCACGCCAACGCCGCCAAGAGGGUCUACAAGGUGGUGUUGACUGGAGGUCCUUGUGGAGGCAAAACGACCGGCCAGUCACGACUCUGCACCUUCUUCGAAAAUAUGGGCUGGAAGGUGUACCGGGUGCCAGAGACUGCUUAUAUAUUCCUGAGCGCCGGCAUCAAGUUCGCCGACCUUUCCGAGGACCAAGCCGUCAACUUCCAGGAGAACUUGCUCAAGAGUAUGAUGCAGAUUGAGAACACAUUCUUCGCCCUCGCCGAGACCUGCACCAAGAACUGCCUCGUGAUCUGUGACCGCGGCACCAUGGACGCCUCCGCCUUCAUCCCUGAGAAGCGGUGGGAGGAGAUCAUGCGUCGCAAUGGCCUGAACCCUGUGGAUCUGCGGGACACCAGGUACAACCAGAUCAUCCACAUGGUGUCCGCCGCCAACGGGGCCGAGGCGUUCUACAGCACAGAGGACCACAAUACCCGCAGUGAGAACAUCUCCCUGGCACAACACCUGGACAACCGGGCGGCCGAGGCGUGGGUCGGACAUCCUUACUUUGACGUCAUCGACAACUCAACGGAAUUCGACUCAAAGAUCCGGCGCAUGAUUACGGUGGUGUGCCAGAAGCUGGGCAUUGACACAGGCGACAGGCUCAGCUCCAAUGCCCGCAAGGUCAAGUUCCUGGUGAAGGGCCCCUUGCCACAGGACUCAGUGUUCCCAAACUUCCAGGACUUCAACGUGGAGCACAUCUACCUGCGCACCAACUCCCGGAAGAUGCAGGCACGGCUCAGGAAGCGCGGCAAGAACGGCCACCACAGCUACACCCACACCAUCCGCAAGCCCGAGCAGCUGGGUCAGAUCGUGGAGGUUAAGACGCCCAUCAGCCAGCGCGACUGGAUCAACAUGGCCGCCCAGAUGGAUGAACACCACCUCAAGAUAUUCAAGAAGCGUCGCUGUUUCCUGCACAACAACCAAUACUUCCAGCUGGACAUAUACCAGAAGCCCUGCCACAAGAGGUGCGAGGGGCUGAUCCUACUGGAGACAUACACCACGCUGCCCUCGGAGGAGCUGCAGCGACGCCUCCCUUCCUUCCUGCAGAUCGAGAGCGACGUCACAGGCCGCCCCGACUACUCCAUGUUCAACCUUAGCCUUCGGGAUGAGUGGGCAACCACCAACGAGUUCUGUGUCAACAUUGCAGUGGCUGCCGACAAGCAUGUGUCCUCCUGCGGUUCCUGUCCCAGCAGUAACCUUGACCUCCAGCGCCGGCGACCUGACCUCUCACCAAACUCCAAGCUGGCCUCCAUCGCGCCCUACAACCCCAUACUGCCGAGUGGGAGAAGAGAAGUAAAGAUAGACAGAGUAGGAGGGAUUAGUGAUUGGGUGGUCGGGCCCGUGAAGUUCCUCAGUCCAGUGUGUGUCACGACCCCCCCGGUGAGGGUCACGAAUGGCUUCAAUGCGCCGGAACACUAG
Eriocheir sinensis (Chinese mitten crab) is the source of this 1643-nucleotide messenger RNA. RefSeq names its product TRPL translocation defect protein 14-like (gene Ttd14). Bases 165 to 1643 code for a protein of 492 amino acids. The transcript has 12 exons. The record is from RefSeq and is a predicted model, not a curated record. NCBI's taxonomy places the organism in Eukaryota, Metazoa, Arthropoda, Malacostraca, Decapoda, Varunidae. Gene Ontology annotation, molecular function: phosphatidic acid binding; phosphatidylinositol binding; GTP binding. Gene Ontology annotation, biological process: photoreceptor cell maintenance.